AUGGGCAAGGCCAAGAAGAAGGGAAAGUCUGGCGCGGCCAGAAAUUACAUGACGCGCACCCAGGCCGUCAAGAAGCUGCAGCUGAGCCUUCCCGACUUCCGCAAGUUGUGCAUCUGGAAGGGCAUCUAUCCUCGUGAGCCCCGUGAUCGCAGGAAGGUUAACAAGUCUGCUACGGCCUCUACCACUUUCUACUACACCAAGGACAUCCAGUACCUGUUACACGAGCCCCUGCUGCAAAAGUUCCGUGAGCAAAAGGCCCUCGAGAAGAAGAUCUCGCGCGCUCUCGGCCGCGGCGACGUCUCCAAUGCGGCUCGUCUCGAGCGCAAUGCCAAUCUGCCCGAGAAGACGGGCAAGCCGCGCUACACGCUCAAUCACAUCAUCCGCGAGCGCUACCCGACCUUCCAGGAUGCCCUGCGCGACCUCGACGACUGCCUAUCCAUGCUCUUCCUCUUCGCAAACCUCCCCUCCACCACCGCCGUGCCCGCCAAGAUGAUCGCGCGGUGCGAGCGCCUAUGCCACGAGUUCCAGCACUACCUCAUCGUCACACACAGCCUGCGCAAGUCGUUCCUGUCCAUCAAGGGCAUCUACUACCAGGCCAACAUCCAGGGCGAGGACAUCCUCUGGCUGGUUCCCUACAAGUUCAACCAGAGGAUUGUGGGCGACGUGGACUUCCGCAUCAUGGGUACUUUUGUCGAGUUCUACAUGACCCUGCUGGGCUUCGUCAACUAUCGUCUCUACACCUCGAUUGGUCUUAAGUACCCGCCCAAGUUCGACCAGGUCAAGGACGACCAAGGCGCUGAGCUGGCUGCCUUCUCGCUCGAGGGUCUCAACCUGGCUUCACAGAACGGUGAGCAAAAGGCCAUCACCAACGGCGAGGAGCACGGCCCGGACCCGAAAGUGCAGGCCGAGGUCGACAAGCUUGUGGCGAAACUGCGCGAGGAGGAGCAGCAAGCCAAUGGCGACAAAACAGAUGAGAAGGGAGAGGAAAACGAAGGCGAUGACAAGCCGAGCGACGCCAUCGACAAGUUCGAGCCAGUCGCGCCCGGCGGCGACGUACUCCCUCAACCCUCCUACAGCAGCAGCGACCCGUCGCAACUAUUUGCCAACUUUACCUUCUUCCUCUCGCGCGAGACCCCACGCCAGCCUCUCGAAUUCAUCCUGCGCGCCUUCGGCUGCAAGAGAAUAGGCUGGGACGCCGUUCUCGGCGAGGGCGCCUUCACGACCGACGAGUCCGACCCGCGGAUCACUCACCAGAUCAUCGACCGCCCCGUCAUCCGCGCAGCAGUCAGCGAGGACGGUGACGGCGAGGACAACCAGACCUCUCAGAAGCUGGCCCCCAACGGGCGGUAUCCCGGCCGUAUCUACGUACAGCCGCAGUGGGUGUGGGACAGCAUCAACGACGAGGAGCUCAAGCCGCCGGAGCUGUAUGCCCCUGGCGCGCAGCUGCCGCCUCACUUGAGUCCGUUUGUUAAGCCUACCCAGGGCCAGUAUGAUCCGACUAAGCCACUUGAGGAGCAGCAGACGGAGGCUGAGGCUUUGGAGGCUGAGCUGGAGGAUGCCCAGGCCCAGCAGGAGGGUAGUGACGAAGAGAGUGGGUCGGAGGUCGAGAAUGAUAUGUCUGUUGCGUCGGAUGAGGAGGAUGAGCAGGAGGAUGACUUUGGUGGCUUUAGCGACGAGGAUGAGGAGCAAUCGGACGAAGGCUCCGAAGAAGGUGAUGAAGAAGAGGAUGACGACGAAGAAGAAGAAGCGACCCUCGAGCGCCAGCGUGAGCUAGAGGCCGAGCUGGCCGGCAAGGCGGUCAGCAAGGGCAAGCCUUUGGACCCCAAGGUUAAGGCGAAGCUGGAGGCGAAGAAAGCGCUAGAGCGCAAGAAGAAGCAGGAGGCCGAGGAGCUGGAGCGCGCCAAGGGCAUGCUCAGCAAGAAGAAACGCAAGCUGUUCGAGCAGAUGCAGUACAGUAAUGCGAAGAAGAACGCGGAGGAUGCCAAACUCCGUGCAAAGAGAAGGAGGAUUGAGAAGGAAAUGGCAGCGAAGAAGGCUUAG
Molecule: messenger RNA, 2040 nt
Organism: Thermochaetoides thermophila DSM 1495
Lineage: Eukaryota; Fungi; Ascomycota; Sordariomycetes; Sordariales; Chaetomiaceae
Product: putative nucleolar protein
Exons: 1
Coding region: 1-2040 (679 amino acids)
Biological process (GO): ribosome biogenesis; maturation of LSU-rRNA from tricistronic rRNA transcript (SSU-rRNA, 5.8S rRNA, LSU-rRNA)
Cellular component (GO): nucleolus; PeBoW complex
Molecular function (GO): RNA binding
Source: RefSeq, a predicted model, not a curated record